Messenger RNA from Penicillium brasilianum, 1853 nucleotides. NCBI's taxonomy places the organism in Eukaryota, Fungi, Ascomycota, Eurotiomycetes, Eurotiales, Aspergillaceae. The record is from the annotation of a GenBank genome assembly.
UCUAAUUUCUCCCUAAAAGAUGGCCCCUCCAGCUUCCAAAUGGUGGCAAGCUUCCGACGAGGCCGACCUGGACUACGGAUUCGAUUCUGACGACCUGGAUGCUAGAUUCGCCGAACCUGCUCGACUUCCUUACCGCCCGCGCACUCGCGAAGAACUCGAGCAAUUGGAAGCGCAAGCGCAAGCUCAGGCUCGAGAAAGAAAUAUUAGUGAGAAAGGAGUGUUCGGGAACAUGUCUUCCUGGCUUCAUCGGCAGGCCGGGUCGCAAACUUCCCAGCUUGCAACUACGGCGGUGCUGUCUGGUGCCGCCGUUGCGGGUGCGAUAUUUGGAUACCAGGCUUAUAAGAGGAAGGAGGCGGUCUAUGAUUUGAAGGCUUCUAUUCCGUCGCUCGAUGAUGAGCACCCGGCGACUAAACUUACACAAUACGGCGUUGCCGACAAUGGUAUUCCUUUGAGCAAAGAGGACGAGCGCAGUGCCGCUCUGGCUCGUAGGGCGCAGCAGGGAGACUACGAUGAUGAUUUGAUUCUAGAACAACUUGCUCGGAACCGCGUAUUCCUCACAGAUGAAGGCCUGGCGAAGCUCCGAGGAUCUUACGUUAUUGUUGUCGGCUGCGGUGGUGUUGGAUCCCAUGCCGUUGCAUCUCUGGCUCGUUCCGGUGUAUCCAAGAUUCGUCUGAUCGAUUUCGACCAAGUUACCUUGUCUUCGCUCAACCGUCAUGCUCUCGCCACACUCGCCGAUGUUGGAACUCCCAAGGUUCACUGCAUUAGGAGGCGCUUGGAGCAGAUCGCGCCAUGGGUGAUGUUCGAUUGCCGCAAUGAGCUCUUCGGCAAGGAUGCUGCAGACGAUCUUCUCGGUCCCUGGACACUGACCCAUGAAGGGGAGGGCCAUCGGCCAGACUAUGUAUUGGAUUGCAUUGAUAACAUUACGUCCAAGGUGGAAUUACUGCACUACUGCCAUACGAACUCUUUGCCCGUGAUCUCAUCCAUGGGUGCUGGGUGCAAGUCAGACCCGACCCGUGUCGUGGUUGGGGAUAUAUCUACGAGCACUGACGAUCCCCUCUGCCGUAGUACGCGGCGUCGCUUGAAGAUGCUGGGAGUCACUACUGGUAUCCCAACUGUCUUCUCAACCGAAAGGACCGCACCGGGCAAGGCCAGCUUGCUCCCACUUGACCAGGAUGAGUUCAACAAGGGCAAAGUGGGAGAGCUGAGUGUCCUCCCAGACUUCCGAGUCCGCAUUCUCCCAGUACUGGGCACAAUGCCGGCCGUCUUUGGCUACACCUUGGCCAACCAUGUCAUCUGCAGCGUGUCCGGCUACCCGAUUGACUAUAACACCGCCGGCAAGGGCCGUGAAAAGCUGUACGAUACCAUCUUGGCUGCUCUAACAGGCUUUAUGGAGAAGCAAAUCCGCCAAGUCGGUGGUCAAGAUCCCGUAGGCCUCCGUCUACCCAUCAGCAAGGAUGACAUUCAAUACAUGGUGGAGGAGAUUUUCAGAGGCAAGAGCGUUGUAACUGGUCUGCCGAACCGGCUGACGCUGAUCCCUUGGGAGGUGCCAUCGCAAGGAUUUGAGAUGGAUCUUACCUGGGAGAAGGACGGACAGAAGCUCUUCAGACUCGAUGCGGCGGAGUUGGUCUGCAUGACCAAAGAUGAGGCGACACGUCACGAACGCGAGGUCCUGCGUGGAGGAAAGAAGGUCGAGGAAGUCUAUGACGAGACGGUCUUGAAGCGGGUGAGCUUGCGGAAAAAGGAAACUGAGGAGUGGAAGAAGCAGGUUGAAGAGUACUUCCAAGUGCAAUAGCUUCUAUGAUAGUUGAUGAAAUGAAAAACAAUUAGCGGCAUCACUGAAAUACAUAUUGACU